Carassius gibelio (silver crucian carp) is the source of this 1526-nucleotide messenger RNA. Its product is annotated as Ferritin light chain, oocyte isoform-like. Gene Ontology annotation, molecular function: ferrous iron binding; ferric iron binding. The record is from RefSeq and is a predicted model, not a curated record. Lineage: Eukaryota; Metazoa; Chordata; Actinopteri; Cypriniformes; Cyprinidae. The transcript is spliced from 3 exons. Bases 227 to 835 code for a protein of 202 amino acids. Gene Ontology annotation, biological process: iron ion transport; intracellular iron ion homeostasis. Gene Ontology annotation, cellular component: cytoplasm.
GAACGAACGGGAAACGUUUGCUCGUUUCGUCCUCCCGCAUCUGCGUUUAUCCAGCAGCCGUCGACUUUGAAAAGUUCCUCACGAUUUCAUCAUUAGCUGGAAAUACGACAAACUCUUACUAGUAUGACACAAAGCUACUAGUCAUGUGAGGAUUUACGAACAGUGUGAAAUUGCAGAGGGAAUUACAGUAUUGACGCUUGGUGUUGAUUUCCGUUACAGUUUAAACAUGUCGGAACCGAGAGUAAAGCGAAUAAAAACGCGCCUUCCUCUCUGUAAAACGCAUAUUUCUUCUGCUGGGAGUCUGGCGAGGCAAAACUUCCCGACUGUUGUGGAGGAAAGUCUGUGUGGAGUGUCCACUUUGCUUAUAGAGGUCUCUUACAGACUGGAAGCGCUGGCCAAGAUCUUUGAGCAGAGUGAUCUGGCUUUACCCAGAGUGGCUGCGUAUUUUCACCAGGAGUCAGUGAAGGAACAAGAGCGGGCCGAGGCAAUGCAGCAGUACCUGACCCAGCGGGGAGGAAAACACUGCAGUAAGAACAUCCAGAGGCCAGGCACUGAAGAGGUGUGUGCCGUCCUCCCUGCUCUGGAGCUCGUGCUUGCCCAGCGGAAGGAGGAGAUGAGUGUUAUGGUGGAGCUGAAUCAGCUGGCGCAUGAGUACGGAGACCCACACACCGCCAGCGUAAUCAAGAGUCAGUUCAUUCAGCCCCUCGUCCCAAAGGUCAAACUCAUCGGUGACCUCUUGACCAGCGCUCGCAGAGUGGGCUGCACCGGUGACCGCACGGGUGGCUUUGGGGAGUACCUCAUCGACCGCCUACAAGACACACUGACAAUCACUUAGGCGUCCUCUUUCCUAUCGUUUAAGAACCAUGUAUGCACUGUAAAAAGUGAGUAUUCAAAGUAUUAAAUAAAGCAAAUAUUAUUGGAGUGCGUUUAACUUCAUAAUCUAAUCUCUGUUUAAUAAUUACAUGUUUAUUUCAAUGUGUUACUCGCCAUUUCUUUGUUAUUAUUUGUGUAUGUACUAGCCUGAAGAUGUUUUAGAGGGAAUCCUACAGCUGUUUUUUUUUUUCAGUGAGUGUCUUAAGUCCUUGGAUGGAGGAUGGACUGAGAGAGAUUACAUUUGGUCCUAAAGGGAAAAUAAAGUGCAGAGAUGUGUUCACAGUUUUGCCAGUUUUGUAUGUUACAAGUCACUCCGGUUGUAGACAUUGGUUUAAUGUCAUUCCAGUAAAAUGUAUGUAUUCUUUAGGAAUUUGAAGUUAAUAGUAUUUUUUUUUCAUUUGUUAGUGCUUCACAUGUACAUAUUGAAUACUGCAUUGAUCUGUUUAUCCCGUGUUUCUGAUAAUAAUAAAAAAAUAAUAAUCAAUAUAUAUAUUAAAUUUGCACAUCUUUGUUUUGUGAGCAAAAUAAAUAAUAUAUAUUUGUAUUUUUGGAACAUGAAAUAUUUUACUUCUGUUCUGUUGUAUUAUAUUUUACCUUUAUAUAUAUAUAUUUAUAUUAUCCUGCACUGCUUUUAAUAAAAUGUCUCCACAUUG